AGAACUGGGUCCAAGGACAAUGCAAAUGCCAACAUCAAUUGUAUUUCUUACCAUACUUUUAAUAAUCCAAUACUCGGAAGCCAAUAUUAUCUGGAGGUAUCAAAGAUCCGAUGGAGAACCUCAACGGGAUAUUGAUUUUUCGGAGCACACCUGGACGCCACUAGGCCCUGCGCAAAUGCAGGACUACUACGGAGCACAGGCGCAGGCUCAGAGGUCCCUGCCCGCUGAAAUUGAGGAGCAGCAGAGCUUCAAGUUUAUGGAGGCACCGGUCUCCCUGAGCAAUCCGGUAUUCAAUGUAUUUUCCAAAAUGAGCGACUUAUAUAGAUGGAUUUCCAAUGAAAAGCGGGGUCCAAUAUUGGUCUACUGAGCUCACUCCUACUGAAAUUCUGAGCUCACUGAAAUUUUUUGGAACGGAAAAAAAAUUGGAAAACAUGAGGAAAAAUGUACGAGUCUUUUGUAUUUAUUGCUCUUUAAAUUAUUUAUUUUAUUGAUUUUUUUGUGAAAAUGUAUUUUUUUUUCUGAAUGAAUGAUGUUGGUUGAAAUG
Molecule: messenger RNA, 544 nt
Organism: Caenorhabditis elegans
Lineage: Eukaryota; Metazoa; Nematoda; Chromadorea; Rhabditida; Rhabditidae
Gene: F56F11.1
Product: Neuropeptide-Like Protein
Exons: 3
Coding region: 20-367 (115 amino acids)
Source: RefSeq, marked reviewed